Molecule: messenger RNA, 305 nt
Organism: Spirometra erinaceieuropaei
Lineage: Eukaryota; Metazoa; Platyhelminthes; Cestoda; Diphyllobothriidea; Diphyllobothriidae
Source: the annotation of a GenBank genome assembly
AUGCUGAAGAAUGACCUCUCCCUCGACAGAGCGCUUCAGCUAGAAAAAAAGGCUGUAGACACUGACGACCUUUCCCACUCAGAGCCUACCGAAUUAGGCCGAGGGAUGAGGAAAAAGUACGUGUUCGCUUUUCAUUAAUUUAUCUUUGUAGGUUUGUCCGCCAGCUCACCUCAGACGACGACGACGACGAUGACGAUGAUGAUGGUGAGGAGGAGGAAGAAGAAGAAAAAAAAAUAGCUGCGCAAAGAUCGAGACAAGAUAACCAAUUAACUGCCUGGCCGGCGCCGCCACGCAUUCUCCAGUAA